Molecule: messenger RNA, 926 nt
Organism: Cuscuta campestris
Lineage: Eukaryota; Viridiplantae; Streptophyta; Magnoliopsida; Solanales; Convolvulaceae
Source: the annotation of a GenBank genome assembly
CGUGGUUUUUACUCAAAUGACAUGGUUUUUAAAGUGUCUCACUUGAUUUCUUAGCCAAAUACAUCAAAUAAGUGUUUUAAACACUUGGUUUUUAUUUUGGAGAACUUUGGAUUUUUCAGUCGGUUUUUGCAUCGGUUGGCUAAGCCGUGGCUAAGGCAAAAACCGCAGGUUUUUGGCUAACCACCCACCCAGCGAUGGGAAGAACUUCCCAUCGAUGGGUAAGCGGUCCCUUAGCCAAACCAACUUCCAGAACCAUGCCAAACAGCGAUGGGAGGUUCUACCCAUCGCUGUUAAAGCCUUGGUCCAACAUCAACACAAAGGCAGAACGACCUUACCCAGUGAUGGGGACUUUACCCCAUCGAUGGGAACCCAGCGAUGGGAAGGCUAAACCAUCGAUGGGAAGUCAUGACCGUUGUAAGUCAUUUAAGACUCUAGUUCUUUACCCGCCGUCAAGUUUACCCCGUUCUCGGGUUCCCUACCCAUUAUCGGCCUUUAAUAUGACCAACUACGAUGUUUCUGGGUUGGAGCCCAUCAGCGAGGGCGUUAGCAAAGAGAAGGCCAAAAAGAUGGACAGGACGAAAAAGCAUACUCGGCGAAAAGUCUUAGGGGCUGUUUGGCAACUUCUGAAUGGGUAAGUGCUGAACCAGUAAGAGGUCUGAACCAUUAAGUGCUGAACCAGUAAGAGGUCUGAACCAUUAAGAGCUAGUAUAUUGCUUAACUAUUCAGAGGCAAAUGUCUGAUCAAUUCAGAUAAGAGGUCUUAACCAUUCAGACUCUGUAUAAUACUUAACCAUUCAGAGGCAAAUCUCUUAACCAUUCAGACAUCUGAACCAUUAAGAGGCUGAAACAAACAGUCUGAACCAUUAAGUGCUGAACCAUUCAGACAUCUGAACCAUUAAGAGGCUGAAACAAACAGCCCCUUAGAUU